UCAAGACAGACGGUGUAACUUUUUUUGUUCAAUCGUCAAAUCGUGCUUUGAUUUUGUGUGCUUUUUAGAAUUUAGACCAAAUUCACCGUGAAACCAUUGUGAAAACCACGUCAGUGUUAUUUGGCUGAACCAUUAAAACCCCAAAUCCCACAAUGGGGCUGGGCGACAAUCGAAUACCGGAAGACAAACUUCCAUCGUGUUGGUCGGACGAUGUCCGUAUGAAUGCACUUUUUGCGCCUUUCCGACUAAAGUCUGCCAACCCUGAGUCUUGGGAGAUGAAGAUGAAGUUCUGGUCUGAUAUGCUGCGGCAGUGGUGCCGGCAUAAGAGCGAUCCGAUAGUCUCGGCAGCCGACGCAAGGGUUGCCUUUCAUCGCAAGGGUCGAACUCCCGCCUGCCUUGAAAUAGUUAUCGAUGAAUGCUUCCAAAAUGGCGAGGUGUCUCCCAUCUCCAAAUAUCAGCAGAUCCUCCACAACGGGCCCGAGGGCUGGGUGCGUUGGGGUGCCCGCAUUGCCUUCAAGCCAGCAGCUCUGGCGUUCACAGCGGUAUCAUUCCUGAUGCCCGGCAAGGCAACUGUUGAUAGUGAUGGACUGCCAAAAGCUAGUAUUGAUUCUACACAACGAUUUGUGUUGGAAAGUGCUGUUCAGGAGCAAGCAACAGACCUCCUCCACAACUUCCCUCCGGACGCUGAACGCAUCGGGUCCAUCGAGGAGCUGAUGCGGGGCGCGGGCUGGCCGCCGGCGCGCAGGGAGACCUUCGAGCUGCUACUCGGGUACCUCGUCAGCCAGGGGCUGGCGGUGAAGAAGGACGAUGUUGUUAAACUUGCGGACUCCCCCAGCUCAAAACCCGCCCCAGUAUCAGAGUCAGAGCUGGCUCUGUGCCGGCUGGGCGCCUCCGAGCGCCGCCUGGCCGAGGAGCUGGCGCGGCUGGCGCGCGAGGCGGAGCGCGCGGGGCAGGACGCCAAGGCACUGGCUACUACCGGCAAUAGACUAGCUGCCAAAACAGUCCUCCGUCGCAAGCACACCCUACUAGCCCGCGCAGAGAAAUGCGCCGCCGCUCUAGACAACGUGCAACAACUGGCCAUGACGAUGAGACAGGCGGGGACGGAUGCGACUGUUGUGAAUACUUACAAGAUGAGCGCCGACGCGUUGAAACGCAACAUGAAGGAGGGUGGCCUAGACGAAGACGCCGUGCACGACACCAUGGACGACUUGAAGGACGUGCUAGACUCCUACGCCGAAGUAGAGAAGGCUCUGUCCACCACCGUGGACGACGUGGACGCGGCGGAGCUGGAGGAGGAGCUGAUGCAGAUCCUCAACUCCACCAACCAGCCGAGUGGCGGGAGCGCCGAGAAAGAUGGCGCCUUAGGCGCCGCGGCGGCGCCGGCGCGGAAAGUAUCUGAGCGAGACUUCAUCUUCGACGGAGAAGAGCGGGUGCUGGCAGAACUUAAUGAACUGGGCUUGGACGACAGCCCUAGGGUGAAAGAGUCCAUCCCGCCAAGGAGCCAGCCGAAGAGCCAGCCAAAGGCCAAGCCAGUCGCCGUGGCUGAGGGCUGGACCCCACCCAAGACUCAAGAACCUGCCCAGAAGCCCACAAAGUCAUGGUACCCUCGUGAGGUUGACUUCGCUCUGGACAGUUCACUGGACAAGCUCAGCCAGAGCUUCUCGGAGCUGAGGACUGACGACCGACUGCAUCCAGGUCAGAAGCUAGACGUGCAGUUCCCCGCCCCCUCCAACAUCUACAGCUCCGAGUUCACAGUCAGAGACCACACGCUGCGCGACGGCGUGUGGCUGUUCAACUGCAAGGAUACGGAUACUAAUACCGGGGGUGUGGAGAAUGACACGGUGGAUUACUUCAGCGCAUCCAGCCCCGGCAAAGCGCCCUCCUCCUUCCAAAUGGCUCCGGGCGGUGAGCGGAAACCCUCCCUCGCGUCGUGGACGCCCGAAGAACAGGCGGAUACCACCCCAGACGACCUGCAGCGGCGGCUUGACCACCUGAGGGGCUUCUUAUAAUGG
This is a messenger RNA of Plutella xylostella (diamondback moth), 2012 nucleotides long. The record is from RefSeq and is a predicted model, not a curated record. Lineage: Eukaryota; Metazoa; Arthropoda; Insecta; Lepidoptera; Plutellidae.